Molecule: messenger RNA, 1056 nt
Organism: Fraxinus pennsylvanica
Lineage: Eukaryota; Viridiplantae; Streptophyta; Magnoliopsida; Lamiales; Oleaceae
Source: the annotation of a GenBank genome assembly
AUGGCGUCGUUGGCGGAGAAACGAACUGUGGAUCCGUUGCUAAAAGAUCUCAGUGAGAAGAAACAGAGCUUCCGGCGGAACGUGGAGUCGCUGGCGGCAGAGCUCAAGGAGGUCCGCGGCCGUCUCGUUUCGCAGGAACAGUCAUCUGCUCGCGAAAGCAUAAACAGACAGGAAGCAGAAAUCAAAGCCAAAUACCUGGAAAAAGAGACAAGUAGAUUGCAGCAGAGUUUAGAUGACAGAAAUCAACAGCUUCGGGCUUCAAAAGCUGCGGCCAAGAUGUACGUGAGGGAUUUGGACGAUCUGAGGUCGCAGCUUUCAGCUACUAAAGCAACAGCAGAUGCAAGUGCAUUAUCUGCUCAAUCUGCACAAUUACAGUGUUCUGCAUUGUUGAAAGAAUUAGAAGUGAAAAAUUGCUCUUUGAAAGAGCACGAGAAUCGUGUGAAUAAAAUGGGAGAACAAUUAGAUCUUUUGCAGAAGGAUCUUCAAACAAGGGAAAUUUCUCAAAUGCAACUCAAAGAUGAAGUCUCAAGAAUUGAGCACGAGAUCAUGCAAGCAUUAGCUAAGGCUGGAGCAAAUAAAGAUUGUGAGCUUAGGAAAAUAUUAGACGAGGUUUCCCCGAAGAAUUUUGAGAAGAUUAAUAAGCUUUUGACUGUAAAGGAUGAAGAAAUAGCUAAGUUGAGAGAUGAAAUUAGGAUUAUGUCUGCUCAUUGGAAGUUGAAGACUAGAGAGUUGGAAUCUCAGUUAGAGAAGCAUCGUAGAGUUGAUCAGGAGCUGAAAAAGAAAGUCCUCAAGUUAGAGUUCUGUCUUCAAGAAACUCGUUCACAAACUCGGAAGCUCCAAAGGAUGGGAGAGCGAAGAGAUAGAGCUCUGAAGGAACUAAGAGAUCAGUUGGCUGCAAAACGACAGGGUGCACCUGUAAAUGAAAAGCACAAUCCAUGGGAAACUUCUGGGCCUGUUCCAGAUGAAGAUGCUGUUGUUGGCAUUGGAGUUGCUGUGAUUGGGCAUGUCGUUGAUGAUGAUGAUGUAGGGAAAAUACAAGAACCAGUGCCUGUGUGA